AGUCUGAGCUCAGAUCAGUGCAAUUCGCGUUCGUUCGGCUGAAAGGUGACGUUUUAUUCAAAUUUUAAGUGUCGGAAAUUUUUUGCCAGUUUGUGGAAUUUAACCCAAUCCAAAAUGCAUUCGGACCAAUUGAUUCUUCUGCUGUCUAUCGUCGGAGUAACGUUUGCUUUACCACAACCUCAAACAGCCACAGGAUUAGAAGCUGCUGUACAACAGCCGACUGCCCAGCAAGUGCCAGUUGUGGUGGCGCAGGAGCAACCUGGCCAGUCUCCAGAAGAACUUGCCCAACUAACUCAGGAACAGAACUCUUCGGUUAGCGAAUAUGCUGCCCGCAAAAAGAGAGGUUUUGGUGAGAUAGACAUCAACAUCGACUAUUACGGUGGCGGACCUGGUUUCUACGGUGGCUAUGGGCCUUAUGGUGGUUUCGGCUACGAUGGUUUCGGAUAUGGAGGAUACGGAGGAUACGGGGGUUAUGGAGGAUACGGUUUUGGAUAUCCUCGCCACCAUCAUCAUCACCACGGAUGGUACUAACUUAAAUAGUUUGAAAAUUGUGUUGUGAUUUUUUUUAAUAAAGCGGCUUAUUGUUAGUUGAUUUGA
Molecule: messenger RNA, 597 nt
Organism: Wyeomyia smithii (pitcher-plant mosquito)
Lineage: Eukaryota; Metazoa; Arthropoda; Insecta; Diptera; Culicidae
Exons: 2
Coding region: 115-531 (138 amino acids)
Source: RefSeq, a predicted model, not a curated record